Dreissena polymorpha is the source of this 959-nucleotide messenger RNA. Its product is annotated as deleted in malignant brain tumors 1 protein-like. The coding region runs from base 294 to 959 and encodes 221 amino acids. Gene Ontology annotation, cellular component: membrane. Lineage: Eukaryota; Metazoa; Mollusca; Bivalvia; Myida; Dreissenidae. The record is from RefSeq and is a predicted model, not a curated record. The transcript is spliced from 7 exons.
AAAUAACUGUCAAAAAUGCCAAUGGCACAAUAUGCGCCAAUGAGUUUAGCUAUGUGGACGGUGAUAUUGCUUGCAAAUCUAUAAAUCUAAGGUAUCGUGCUGCUGCUGUCUACAAUGGCUCGUUUUUCGGACCUGGUACAGGACCCAUUUAUAUCGAUCAGCUGGAUUGUACAUCUGAUCGUGCCAACAUUCAGGAUUGCCUGUACAGGACAACAGGUGUUUGUAAUCACUCCAACGAUGUUUCAUUGGUUUGCAACGAAUGUGGCAAACUUGUCACCAACUUGGAUGACAAGAUGUUUCUAUUCAAUGACUCGAACAUAGUAAUGUACGGCGAUUGCUCUUUCUACAAGUCCUACUUUGGUCAGCUGCGCGCGAUCUGCGAAAACGGCACGUGGAAAACCAUUGGAAACUGCAUCGAGUACAGUAAACCCCUGGAGGUGCAAGGUGUUCGUCUUGUGAAUGGAAGCAACCAAGCCGAGGGGCGGGUCGAGAUAAAAGUGUUUGACACCUGGGGCACCGUAUGUAGUGAUGACUUUGGGAUGAAAGAAGCGGAGGUGAUUUGCAGAAUGAUGGGAUACUUGCAUGCCAAGUCCUUUGCUGUCAAAGGAAGUUAUGGAAUAGGAACCGGUCCCAUUUUCAUCGACGAUCUCAACUGUGGAGACGAUGCCUCUCAUAUCAACGAAUGUGAAUACACCACGUACCAUAACUGUUCUCACGAGCAUGAUGUGUCUGUGAUUUGCACUGAUUGUGACAACGUUGAAAUACAUGAAGGGCGCAUACUGACUUAUCCAGUCAUGACAACAGUCAAUGCCUCUUUAACGUUUUCUUGCAAUGAAGGAUUUGCAUUGAGUGGGGCAGAUACUAUUACCUGCGAACAUUCAGGAAAAUGGAGCAGUUCACCACCUGAGUGUACGAAGAAAUAUCAUCAGCUCGCAGUGCGGAUGCUGGUAAAUUCUUAA